GUCUCUCUCACACACUCUUUCCGCUCUGCAACAAACUCUGGAUUUUAUUCAAACCCGAAAAACCAAAAAAGAUAUUAUAUCCCAAUUGUUCAAAUAAAUACCCUCAGCGCUACAAGUAUAAAAGCUUCAAUCAUUCAUCAUCCGCUCACGUUUUACACCAUUCAGCAGCGCACGAUAAACAUCACGCUCUGCAACCAUAUAUAGCAGGAAAAAAGAAAAAAAAAGGCUCAUAAAACUUGAGGUUUUAUUAGGGAGGGGCCAUUGAGGAUUUGCUUUAUUGGUAAAGCAAUUCCCACAAUUCACGUGCCCCAUCCCAACGGAAAUUCAUUAUUUAUAAGCUCUUCCAGGGAUCCUUUUCUCUUUUAAAUUCCGCACGCCAGGGCUUAGCUUUUUUUUUUCUUUAUUUUUUUCUAUAAGUGCGUGUGACCACGCGGUCCAGCACUCGCAUUCGUCGGAGUUUUUGGAGAUGGGAUCGAUGUGGGCUUUGACGGCCGCUGUGGUGGUGGUGGUCGGGUUAGCGUUAGGCAGUGGCUAUGGCUUCCCGGAGGAGGAUUUGGUGGAUAGAUUGCCGGGUCAGCCGCCGGUGAAUUUCAGGCAGUUUGCUGGGUAUGUCGAUGUGGAUGUGAAGAGAGGGAGGAGCUUGUUUUACUACUUUGUGGAGGCUGCUGAGGAGCCCCAUCUCAAGCCCCUCACUUUAUGGCUCAAUGGAGGGCCCGGUUGUUCAUCUAUUGGGGGAGGUGCCUUCACUGAGUUAGGUCCCUUCUUUCCUAAAGGUGAUGGAAGAGGUCUCCGAGUGAAUUCGAAAUCAUGGAACAAAGCGUCGAAUCUUCUCUUUGUGGAGUCGCCAGCAGGGGUAGGAUGGUCGUAUUCAAAUACGAGCUCAGACUACACUUGUGGCGAUGCAUCCACAGCAAGCGAUAUGUACAAGUUCAUGUUGGGGUGGUACAAGAAGUUUCCUUUAUUCAGGGCCAGAGAUUUGUUUUUGACAGGAGAAAGUUAUGCAGGACACUACAUCCCGCAGCUAGCUGUUGCACUUCUGGAUCACAAUGAAAACUCCAAAGAUUUCAAGUUCAACAUUAAGGGGGUCGCUAUUGGAAAUCCACUUCUGAAGCUAGACCGUGAUGUACCAGCAACUUACGAGUAUUUCUGGUCACAUGGAAUGAUUUCCGAUGAAAUUGGACUUACAAUCAUGAAUGACUGUGAUUUCGAAGACUACACGUUUGACGAUCCACAUAACGUGUCAAAAUCGUGCAACAGCGCCAUUUCGAAGGCAAAUGACAUUGUUGGUGAAUAUAUAAACAAUUACGAUGUGAUUCUUGAUGUGUGCUAUCCAUCAAUAGUGGAGCAGGAGCUUCGUCUCAAAAAGAUGGCUACAAAGAUGAGUUAUGGUGUGGAUGUUUGUAUGAGCUAUGAAAGGCGUUUCUACUUUAACCUUCCUGAGGUUCAGAAUGCUUUACAUGCAAAUCAAACAAAUUUACCUUACAGUUGGUCCAUGUGCAGUGGUGUUUUGAAUUAUACUGAGACAGAUGGAAAUAUUGAUAUUCUUCCAUUGCUCAAGAGGAUCAUUCAGAAUCGCAUUCGAGUUUUGAUCUUCAGUGGCGAUCAAGAUUCUGUCGUACCAUUACUCGGUUCACGAACACUCGUACGCGAGCUCGCUCAUGAUCUUCAGUUCGAAAUCACAUUACCAUAUGGAGCUUGGUUCCAUAAAACACAGGUGGGAGGUUGGACAACCGAAUAUGGGAAGCUGUUGACAUUUACGACAGUUAGAGGUGCAGCUCAUAUGGUACCUUAUGCACAGCCUUCAAGGGCUUUGCACCUGUUUAGCUCGUUUGUCCGUGGCAAAAGGUUGCCGAACAAUACUCGUCUCUCCAUUGACGAUUGAUUGACGAGCCAUGCUUUUUUAAGUACUUGUUUUUUGAAUUGAUACUUUUUACAGUUUAUCGAAUUUUUCAUUUGGCCGAAGGCGAAUAGUCGAUUUGUUGGCUUUUAAUUAACAGUGGGAUUCAAAAUUGUCAAAGGAAAACUAUGUUGAAGUUGUUUUGUUUUGGUGGUCCUAAAAAAGGUUGCUCAUUUGUUCACAAUCUUUAGAGUAGUUUUUUC
This is a messenger RNA of Striga asiatica, 2100 nucleotides long. NCBI's taxonomy places the organism in Eukaryota, Viridiplantae, Streptophyta, Magnoliopsida, Lamiales, Orobanchaceae. The record is from the annotation of a GenBank genome assembly.